CGACUCUCAUCACUCUAGCAUUGCUGUGCAAGCAGAUGUUCUCGCUCUCUUUUGUCAGAAUAUACAUUUUAUUCAUUGGGAUAAGGCAUUCUUUCGAAAGCAACCAAAAAUUUGGCGACACAGGGUGAAAUUGCCUGCGACCUGCCCGCAAGUGCAUCCCGAACGGUCGCAGAUAAUUAAGAGACUGAAACACGAGGCAAAGAAGAGUGCCCGUUCCUUUAUUUACCACACCUGUGAUGCGUUGUUCGGAGCAACGGAGACGCACGACGGGGAUACAGAUGGCCAAGACAGGCGAGGAGGAUACGUGUUAAGGAGAACAAACUCAUUCUAAAUGCGUUGUGAGACGGUUUAGGUGCGACAGAGGACGCCCUUCGGACCCAGAGACCCAAUUUACAAUAUUUUCUCUCCUCCCGGUUUUACGAAAAAACUUCAAUUGUGAAGUGGUGAAAAAGAUGAUACCGUUAUCACCGGGCCCCUUUGUCCGCUGUAGAUCCACUUCUACGCUGCUGAUGCUCUGCUGGAUCUUCGCUGGCUUCACCUGCACUGGUUCCGAGCACGCCGCCACGUCGACGCUUCCUGCCGCCUUCACCGACCUGCUACCUCACUUCCUGGUGGAGCCCGAGGACGAGUACAUUGUGAAGAACAAGCCGGUGACGCUGACCUGCCGCUCCACCCCCGCCACCCAGAUCUACUUCAAGUGCAACGGGGAAUGGGUUCACCAGGACGACCACCUGAUCGAGCGCACCAUCGACCCGGCCACAGCCCUUCCCAUCAUGCAGGUGAAGAUCGACAUCACCCGGCAGCAGGUGGAGAAGGUGUUCGGGCUGGAUGAGUACUGGUGCCAGUGCGUGGCGUGGAGUACCACGGGAACUCAGAAGAGCCAGAAAGCCUUUAUCAGGAUCGCCUACCUGCGGAAGAACUUUGAAGAGGAGCCCCAGGGGAAGGAGGUGACUCUGGACCAGGAGGUGUUGUUGCGAUGCCAUCCUCCCGAAGGGGUGCCUCCGCCUGAGGUGGAGUGGCAGCGGAACGAGGACGUGUUGGACCCGGCCAGCGACCCCAACUUCUUCGUCACCGCCGACCACAACCUCAUCAUCAAGCAGGCGCGCCUGGCCGACACGGGCAACUACACGUGCGCCGCCAAGAACAUCGUCGCCCGCCGCAAGAGUCCCUCAGCCACCGUGGUGGUCUAUGUCAACGGCGGCUGGUCCACGUGGACAACGUGGUCGUCCUGCAGUGCCGUGUGUGGGCGGGGCUGGCAGAAGAGGAGUCGCAGCUGCACCAACCCCACGCCGCUGAAUGGAGGCACGUCCUGCGAGGGGCAGAACGUCCAGAAAAGUGCCUGCGUGGCCACCUGUCCAGUAGACGGAGGCUGGAGUGAGUGGAGCAAAUGGUCGGCGUGCGGCGCCGACUGCUCCAUGUGGCGGAGCCGCGAGUGCACCCAGCCCGCCCCCAGCACCGGGGGCAAGGACUGCCAGGGGCUGGACCUGCAGUCCCUCAACUGCACCAGCCUGGAGUGUCCACAGACGGCAAGCGGGGCCGAGGACGUGGCCCUCUACGUGGGCAUGGUGGCGGUGGCACUGUGUCUGACGCUGCUGCUCAUCGUGGUGGUGCUGGUGUACCGCCGGCGCAAGGAGGGCCUGGACGCCGACGUGGCCGACUCCUCCAUCCUCACCACGGGCUUCCAGCCCAUGGGCAUCAAGCCCACCAAGCCAGAGAACUCCCACCUGCUCACCAUCCAGCCCGACCUGACCUCCACCAGCACCAGCUACCAGGGAACCCUGCGCUCGCGCCACGACACCGUGGGCAAGUUCUCCAUGGCCAACGGGCCCCUGCUGGACCCGCUGCCCAACGGCUCGCACACUCUGCACAACGGCAAGCUCGGCGCCGACCCCGGAGAGUUUGUGAGCCGGCUGACCGCGCAGGGCUACUUCAAGACGCUGCCGCGCGACGUGGACAACACGUCCUACGGCACCUUCAACUUCCUGGGGGGCCGGCUCACCCUCCCCAACACAGGAAUCAGCCUGCUCAUCCCUCCGGAGGCCAUCCCCAGGGGGAAGAUCUAUGAGAUUUAUCUCACUGUUCAGAGGAAGGAGGAUAUAAGGUUACCGUUGGCCGGUUGCCAGACCCUGCUCAGUCCUGUUGUGAGCUGCGGACCCCCAGGGGUGGUCUUAACCCGGCCCGUCAUACUGAGCAUGGACCACUGCUCUGACGCCUGCCCCGAGAACUGGGCGGUCCGCCUCAAGAAGCAGAACUAUGAGGGCACUUGGGAGGACGUGUUGCUCAUGGGCGAGGAGCACCCGUCGGACCCGUACUACUGCCAGCUGGAGGCGGAGACGUGCCGGGUGUUCUCGGAGCAGAUGGGCCGCUUCGCCCUGGUGGGGGAGUCGCUGCACAUGGGCGCGGCCAAGCGGCUGCGGCUGGUGCUGUUCUCGGACGCCUACUGCACCACGCUGGAGUACAACAUCCGGGUGUACUGCAUGGACGACACGCAGGACGUGUUCAAGGAGGUGAUGCAGAUGGAGCGUCAGCUCGGGGGUCGUCUGAUAGAUGAGCCACACCUCCUCCUGUUCAAAGACAGCUACCACAACCUGCGCCUGUCCAUCCACGACAUGCCGCAGGCUCACUGGAGGAGCAAGCUGCUGGCCGGCUACCAGGAGAUCCCGUUCUACCACAUCUGGAACGGUUCCCAGCGGUACCUGCACUGCACCUUCACUCUGGAGCGCCUCAGCCUGGCCACCUGCCAGCUCAGCUGCCAGCUGUGCGUUUGGCAGGUGGAGGGGGAGGGCCAGAGCUUUGGCCUGGACUUCAACAUCGCCAAGGACACGCGGGCGAUGGACUCUGAGUUCCUGCUGAUGGACAGCAGCAGCACGGCUCUGGCUGGGCCCAGCGCCUUCCAGAUACCGUACCUCAUCCGGCAGAAGAUCUGCAGCAGCCUGGACACGCCCUGUCCCAACGGGGCCGACUGGAGGAUGCUGGCGCAGAGACUCAAGCUGGACAGACACAUGAGUUUCUUUGCCUCCAACGUGAGUCCGACCUCUGUGAUUCUGGACCUAUGGGAGGCACAACAUUUCCACAGCGGCAACAUCAACCAGCUGGCCACCGUCAUGGCCGACAUCGGCAAACAGGAGGCCAUGAUAUUCCUCGUCUCCGACGGAGAGUGCUAACCCAGAGGACGAGGAAGAGAAGAGCUGGUCCGAAGGAAAGAACAGACGACAGAAGCAGCAACAGCAACUGGACAAUAACUGUACGACAACUGUUUCGGCAACAGUGGAGGAAUAGUGAAGAAGUGCUUUUAUAUUGUUGUUAUUGAUAUUAUUAUCGCUUUUUUUUGUCAAAACUGAAUUGGGGAUCUAUGUUGAAACGGGGUGAACUUGGUUUAAACGAGAGAGCCCGAAAACUUGUCCAGUCUUGUUCAGAAAGGUGACCCUCAUAGACGACGGAUAGGAGCCUUCCUGUUAAAUAGGAAUCUCUAACAGAGAAGUGAUGGAAUUCACAAGCCCCCCCCCCCCCC
Gadus morhua (Atlantic cod) is the source of this 3511-nucleotide messenger RNA. RefSeq names its product unc-5 netrin receptor A (gene unc5a). The coding region runs from base 453 to 3164 and encodes 903 amino acids. The transcript is spliced from 16 exons. Gene Ontology annotation, biological process: anterior/posterior axon guidance; netrin-activated signaling pathway. Gene Ontology annotation, molecular function: netrin receptor activity; protein binding. NCBI's taxonomy places the organism in Eukaryota, Metazoa, Chordata, Actinopteri, Gadiformes, Gadidae. Gene Ontology annotation, cellular component: membrane. The record is from RefSeq and is a predicted model, not a curated record.